Messenger RNA from Astrephomene gubernaculifera, 620 nucleotides. The record is from the annotation of a GenBank genome assembly. Lineage: Eukaryota; Viridiplantae; Chlorophyta; Chlorophyceae; Chlamydomonadales; Astrephomenaceae.
CUCGUAUUACUUUUUAAUCGCAUUCCCAAAUCCGUUUACACGCUCGCUAACUAGCUUUGAGGCAGGCUAGGUUUGGCGCCCUUAACAGCCCCUUCGUGGUAAGCCACGCAGGUGGCUCCAAAACGUAAUACAAAAGCAGCCGCACCCACAUGGCGUCAACCGCUACCGCCCCCGCCGUCGACGAGGCCGUACUGGCUCUCGUACGACGGCACAUGCAUGCCGUACGUGUGCCGUCGUACAAUGACAAGGUCUACAAGGACGAGUGCAUGUUCAGCUACGACUCGCCCGAGUCGCCGGGGGGGCUGUACGUCAACCUAACCACCUUCCAGGGUUUCGGCGAGUCGUUUCUCCCGCUGGACCACCGCCGCAGCGGCACCGCCCUUUACCUUCAUCUGAAGCAUACCCGGGUGAGCUGCGGAGGGGGAGGGGGUGGAGCAUGUUGUGAACCCAGGAUAAAACCCCACAUCGUGAACCCCUCCGCUCCCCCUCUCCUCCCUCCCCUGCCCCCCAACCAGGUCCCCCUCCCUAAGUCCGAGGUGGAGGCUGCUCGCUCCGCCGCGCAGGCCGCCGGGCAGCUGCUGCUGAACGCACCCACCUUCCGACUGGACAAGCAGACGGAG